AAUCGAAGCCAUAGGAGAAGACUCGAAUGCAGGCUUGUUUACGUCAGUCAGCUGAUCGGGGAAAGAGGUGGAGCCGCAAGUGUCAGUCUCCAUCCUGUUUCUCGUGUUUGGUUUCUUUGUAUAAGCAAUAACAAUGGAGGCCUCAACAUCCUCUUCCCAAGACUUGACCCAAGUUAAAGUAUGAAAGGAUUUCUGGAGAUCUGCGCGAGAUAUUGAAGAGAGAUGGAGCUUCCUGUAUUAAGGCCAAUUCUAAGCUAAUGAUUAUUGGAACAAACUGGGGCCGCAUUCAUGUGUUAGAUCACCAAGGCAACAAAGUAAAGGAAUUCAGUCCACACAGCAACCCAGUGACUAUGUUGGACAUGGAUGACAAUGGGGACUAUGUUGCCUCCUGCUCACACGAUAGGAAGGUUGUAAUUCAGGGUCUAUACACCAUGGAGAAUUCCCACAACCUAACAAUGGACUCUCCUGUGCGCAGUGUAGCACUUGAUCCCUUUUACCACAAACCUCGCUCUGGCAGACGCGGACAACAAAGGUUGUACUUUAUGAAAAGGCAAUGUUUGGACAACUGCGCUCAACUGUGCUGAGUGAGGGGAGUGGCCCAGCGAGAGCAAUGAAAUGGAUGGGACAGUUCCUCGCUUGGGCAACAGAUUCUGGUGUCAGAGUGAUGGACAUGAACACCAAAACUGUCAUUACACUCAUCAAGCGGGAUCAUAGCCUAGCUCUACCAUGUGACCAGUACCCACCUCACUUGUGCUGGCCAGACAGUAAGACUCUGAUAGUUGGCUGGGGGGACUCUGUCAAGGUGUGUCGGGUGAGGGAGCGCUCUGCAAACCCAGCUACACUUACACCUGGAAUGAUGGAUCUUCCCCCAUACUACCUGGAAAUCGUCUACAUGUUCACCACUGACUUCUAUGUAUGUGGAGUUGGUCCUCUUGAUGAACACUUGGUAGUCUUGGCCUACAACAAGCAGACUGACCUGUCCUUGGCCAGCCUUGGGGUGGACUCACGAAGGCCACAGAUGCGAGUGCUGGAACCCCUGCAGAGGACCUUUGAGGAGAUUUCAAAAGAUGUUCUUGGUAUUAGGUGCUAUCAGGAAUAUAAACCAGCAAACUACCAUCUUGAAUGCUUAAUUGAGGAUCGGCAGUUCUACAUCGUGUGUCCACAGGAUGUAGUAGUUGCAAAACCCAGAAGUUCUGAUGAUCGUAUUGAGUGGCUCUUAGAGCAUGAUAAACACAAGGAAGCUUUAGAGCUGGUGGAGACCUGCCGAGAUGUUCAAAAUUACACAGUUCUCAGUGUGGGUCGUAUUUAUUUGGAUCACCUGAUGGCCAAUGAUCUAUAUCAAGAUGCUGCCAAGCUAUGCACUCAGAUACUUGGCUCAGACAAAGUGCUAUGGGAGGAAGCUGUGGUGCGCUUUAAUCGAGUCCGUCAGUUAAGAGUUUUGAGUCCUCACCUUCCCCUGGGUGAAGGUAUCCGCUUGGACCCAGGUGUAUACCAGACUGUGCUCCUUGAUCUUCUGAACACAGACCAUCCUGCUGAAACACAAAGAUGUUUUUUAUUUAAUAAGUCGCCACAAUCUCUACGCUUGUGUGGCCAAGCAUGUGGUGGAGCUUAUGACACUUGACUCUGCUGCAACUUUGGACAUUUGUUGCCAACAUAUCCACAUUAUCCCUCCAGACAGUGUUGUGACUUCACUGACUGCACACCCAAAUUAUCUGUAUAAGUAUUUGGACACAUUAUACGAGCGACGACGUGACAUGAGUGCUAAAUACCACAGCCAGCUCGUGGCACUAUAUGCUGACCAAGAUCGAAGCAAGUUGCUGCCCCUGUUGCUGACUUCUUCUUCAUAUGAUCUCAGUGAGGCUCUAGAGGUGUGCAGGAUGCGUUGCCUCACCACAGAAACAAUACACCUCCUUGAUCGAAUGGGCAACAGUAUUGAGUCCCUACAAUUGAUUCUGGAAGAAGAGCAAGAUAUACUGUGGGCCAUUCGCCUCUGUAAAGAACAUGACGAUGCCGAUUUGUGGAACCGUCUAAUUGAAUAUGCUCUUGAUAAGCCAGAAUACAUCAGAGAAUUACUAAACAACAUCGGCACUCACAUUGACCCUCUCAUGAUCAUCCAACGAAUACCACGUGGUCUGGAAAUUCCUGGUCUGAGAGAUGCCCUUGUCAAAAUUCUUCAUGAUUAUCAUCUCCAGAUCUCACUAAGGACAGGUUGCCAGAGGAUACUUGUUGCUGAUUGUAGCAAUCUUCUGAAUAAGCUUGUGUCAACACAAAAUGCUGCUCUUCCUGUUUAUGGUGAUACAAUGUGCCCAGCAUGCAACAAGAAAGUUUUGCCAACCAGUCGAGAGGAACAAGGAAGCAUUGUGGUAUUUGCCUGUCGCCAUGCAUACCAUCAGCUCUGCCUUCCUGAUGGCACAGAACAGGAAGUGUGUUUAUUGUGUAGGAAAGAUAAGAAGAGAAGUUUCCUCUUGUCUUGAACAAGACAGGUUUCUUCGUUUUAUUGUAAGCAGUUGGUCCGCAGUGUCAAAAGGAAAGCUAACAAAAUUUGAAAAUGUUUACUUCAAAUUUGUGGGAGGCCCUUCAGAAAUUGUUAAUUAUGUACAUAUAGAUGUAAUUUUUAUAACAAAGUAUAGCCAGAAUUGAUAUGUAAAUAAUAAAGUUAGAAUGUAAGUUGACACAAGGUGCACAUGUAUGUAUGCUUUGCUAGUGUUGCUACUUCAUAGUAUGCAUAUUGAUGAAAGAAUGAUUUCUACUUUUUUUUACCCAAGAGAUUAACUGCUUUUUACAGAAGCUGAACAGUUGAAUUCUUAUAUCCCUGCAGCUUAUUUCCCUCCCCUGAUUUUACAGGGUUGAUAAUAACCCCCACACACACUUUAUAGAAUGGUCAUUCCAUCUCCCCCCCCCCCGCCUGCAUUUUGGAAAGGUGUAUCAUCACAGUAGGAUUGGAGAUAUAGCACUGUAGAAAAACUGAAGUGUAUGAAAACGUAUUUUCACGUUUCUUAAACUAUGUACAACUUGUAAAUGAAGAGAUUAAAAGUUUUUAAUCAUAUGUAUGCUUGUGAGAUCGUGUUUGUUUGGUGACGUACAGCACAUCAUUUAAUAGGUGAGUGGGGGGCCAGCUAGCCUGUAGUUUUGGUUACAUUACAGUUACUCUCCAAUUGUCUUGGCAUAUCGAGAUUGGCUUCGAAAUCUCGGGAACGGAAUAGCUCGCCUUGUAAAAAUCGCCGGAGAGGAAAAAUCUGGUCAGUGUGUCUACGUGGGAGGGGAAGGAGGCGUAGGAGGGGUGGCUGCAACUGCUUGUUGUACUUGUAUUGUUUAUAUUAAACAAAAUGACUAUAUAUAUACCACAGCCUACAUGAUAUGUGAAAUGGAUAUGUUGUAGACAUCAAUAAAAUUACAAAAUCAGCAA
Molecule: messenger RNA, 3406 nt
Organism: Penaeus monodon (black tiger shrimp)
Lineage: Eukaryota; Metazoa; Arthropoda; Malacostraca; Decapoda; Penaeidae
Gene: lt
Product: vacuolar protein sorting-associated protein 41 homolog
Biological process (GO): cellular response to starvation; protein targeting to vacuole; macroautophagy
Cellular component (GO): HOPS complex; late endosome
Molecular function (GO): protein binding
Source: RefSeq, a predicted model, not a curated record